Molecule: messenger RNA, 510 nt
Organism: Suillus bovinus
Lineage: Eukaryota; Fungi; Basidiomycota; Agaricomycetes; Boletales; Suillaceae
Product: carbonic anhydrase
Exons: 4
Coding region: 1-510 (169 amino acids)
Molecular function (GO): carbonate dehydratase activity; zinc ion binding
Source: RefSeq, a predicted model, not a curated record
AUGGCCGAAGUUGACUUUAAGCAAGCAAACGAGAACUACGCUGCCAGCUUUGGUGACAAUGGUAAAUUAAGCAUUCCACCAUCCAAGCACCUUGCUGUCGUGACGUGUAUGGAUGCUCGCCUUAAUCCUGAGCAAUUCCUCGGCUUGAACCUAGGGGAAGCCCACGUUAUUCGUAAUGCUGGGGGCCUUGCCAAAGAAUCUCUUCGCUCCAUCAUCAUUUCACAAAGACUCCUUGGAACUAGAGAUGUGAUCGUCAUUCACCAUUCCGAUUGUGGAAUGCUCACUUUUUCCGACGAGCAACUUCGAUCCAAGAUCAUCAACGCACAUCCAGGAGAUUCCGAUGUGUCCGAGGCAGUAAAUGACCUGCAGUUUGGACCAUUCCCUGAUUUAGAUAAGAGUGUGAAAGAUGAUGUCGCAUUCUUGAAGAAUCACCCGCUUGUUUUGAAAGAAGGAAAAAUCACCGGAUGGGUGUACGAGGUUGAGACGGGAAAGAUCAGACAAGUCGCGUGA